AUGUCGAAGAAUCAGAUAAACCCUACGAGGUUGAAAACAUCACUAAAGAUGUGUCUCUCUAAACUUCAAUAUACUCAAGAAAAGCAAACCGCGAUGGCUAAACAACAACGGCGAAACAUUUCCCAUUUGUUAUCGCAGGGUAAGGAGUCGCUGGCUAAAAUUAAAGUUGAGAAUAUUAUACGGGAUGAUAUAUAUAUCGAGUUGAUGGAAUAUCUAGAGUUGUAUGUUGAGUUAUUGCUUGCUCGACUCGGUAUGAUCAUCAACAACACAGCAACCAAUAUACCAACAACCACUUCAUCUAACUUAAGUGACGAGAGCAAAAAUGACAAACAAUUUAAUAAUGCAACGGUCUGCGAUCCAUCACUACUCGAACCAAUACAAUCAAUAAUAUAUAGUGCGCCACACACCGACCUUAAAGAAUUAGUGACAUUAAGAGACAUUUUGGUUUCCAGAUAUGGCGUUGAAUUUACAAGAGAAGCAAUGGAGAAUGGUAAAGGGUAUAUUUCCGAGAAAAUUAUUAGAAGAUGUGGAUACGAUCCACCAAGUGAAGAGUUGGUGGAUUUGUACCUCUGUGAGAUUGCAAAGACUUAUGGUGUGCCAUAUUCAGGACUCCGUCUUCGUCUCGAAGACGAGGUGGAGGAGGUGGUGGAAAAUGAAGGUGAGCAAGGUGACCAUAAUAAUGACGAUGCCAAUAACAACAACAACAAUGGAGGCGGGGGAGUUGGAGAAAAAAACAAGGAGAAUCCUAUUGCUGAGAAAGUAGACGAGAUGAAAAAGAAAGUUGCAAACAAUGGUGGUAUUAAAGAGAAAGACGAAAAGCCACAGGACGAUUUUGAUGCAUUGAGAGCUAGGUUUGCUGCAUUGAAAGGAACUCCAAAGUAG
Lodderomyces elongisporus is the source of this 882-nucleotide messenger RNA. RefSeq names its product Ist1p (gene IST1). Gene Ontology annotation, biological process: protein transport. Lineage: Eukaryota; Fungi; Ascomycota; Pichiomycetes; Serinales; Debaryomycetaceae. The coding region runs from base 1 to 882 and encodes 293 amino acids. The record is from RefSeq and is a predicted model, not a curated record. The transcript has a single exon.